Molecule: messenger RNA, 1119 nt
Organism: Dipodomys ordii (Ord's kangaroo rat)
Lineage: Eukaryota; Metazoa; Chordata; Mammalia; Rodentia; Heteromyidae
Gene: Tecr
Product: trans-2,3-enoyl-CoA reductase
Exons: 13
Coding region: 127-1053 (308 amino acids)
Biological process (GO): very long-chain fatty acid biosynthetic process
Molecular function (GO): oxidoreductase activity, acting on the CH-CH group of donors
Source: RefSeq, a predicted model, not a curated record
CGGACGCGGAGCUGCAGUUAGUCUAGCGCGACCGCCGCGAGUGCGUGUGAGGGCCGCCGAGUUCUGUCCCGUGCAGGUGGGCAGCGUUAGCCGCGGCAGCAGCCAGAGCCACCGUGCGGGAUAGCCAUGAAGCACUACGAGGUGGAGAUCCUGGACGCCAAGACCAGGGAGAAACUCUGCUUCCUGGACAAGGUGGAGCCUCAGGCCACCAUUGCAGAAAUCAAGAACCUCUUCACCAAGACCCAUCCUCAGUGGUACCCAGCCCGCCAGUCCCUCCGCCUGGACCCCAAGGGCAAGUCCCUGAAGGACGAGGAUGUCCUGCAGAAGCUGCCCGUGGGCACCACGGCCACGCUCUACUUCCGCGACCUGGGCGCCCAGAUCAGCUGGGUGACGGUCUUCCUGACCGAGUACGCCGGCCCGCUGUUCAUCUACCUUCUCUUCUACUUCCGCGUGCCCUUCAUCUACGGCCACAAAUACGACUUCACGUCCAGUCGGCACUCGGUGGUGCACCUCGCCUGCAUCUGCCACUCCUUCCACUACGUGAAGCGCCUGCUGGAGACUCUCUUCGUGCACCGCUUCUCCCACGGCACCAUGCCCUUGCGCAACAUCUUCAAGAACUGCACCUACUACUGGGGCUUCGCGGCCUGGAUGGCGUAUUACAUCAACCACCCGCUCUACACGCCCCCCACCUACGGCGCUCAGCAGGUUAAGCUGGCACUGGCCAUCUUCGUGAUCUGCCAGCUAGGCAAUUUCUCCAUCCACAUGGCCCUGCGGGACCUGCGGCCUGCGGGGUCCAAGACCAGGAAGAUCCCAUACCCCACCAAGAACCCCUUCACGUGGCUCUUCCUGCUGGUAUCCUGCCCUAACUACACCUACGAGGUGGGGUCCUGGAUCGGCUUUGCCAUCAUGACGCAGUGUGUGCCAGUGGCUCUCUUUUCCCUGGUGGGUUUCACCCAGAUGACCAUCUGGGCCAAGGGCAAGCACCGCAGCUACCUGAAGGAGUUCCGGGACUACCCGCCCCUGCGUAUGCCCAUCAUCCCCUUCCUGUUAUAGCGCCCAGCCCUGUCCCUGGGCGGCCCCACCCUCCCGCACCCCGAAUAAAACUGCCUGCUCGCCCCA